GAAAGCAUUUCUUCCUGUAUUUCUCUUGUACAUGGACCAUUUAUACCCAUUCUUCUAACUUUAAUUAGUAACUUCUCUUAGCUUCUCUCCACAUCAUAUCAUACGCUUUCUCUAUACUAAACAAUACUGCCACUACACUCUUUAGUCACAUGUGCCUUUCUAUUUUCAUGCUCUAAACAUAAUAUUUGAUCCAUUGUACUUCUCCCACUCCUAAAACCACUCUAUGUUUCUACAACUCUUUUAUUUUCCAUAUAGUGUGUUAACCUUUUGUUUAUCAUUCUCUCCAUUAUUUUACAGAUGUUGGAUGUUAAUGCUAUGGGCCUGUAGUUUCCUGGUUUUGUCUCAUCUUUCCCUGGUUUUCAUAUUGGUUUAAUCACUGCCUCCUUUCAGCUUAGUGGUAAUUCCCUAUCCUCCCAGACUCUGUUAUAUAAUUAUUAUACAAUGAUUUUAGAUUAUUCACUUUGAUUGCUUAUCAUUUCAUAACAAACCUGAUCUUUUCCUGGUGCAGAUAAUCUGGAUUUCUUAAGUGACUGAUUCAACUCUGCCGUUGUAAGCAGCAUAUUCAAAGAAUUGUUGGUGUAUUCCACUAGCUGCAAAAUCUCCCUGAUCUCCAACAUUGUCAUUCUCUUCCUUUUUUUCCGUCUUCACUAAUAUUAUCCAAACUAUACAUUUUAACAAACUUUUUUGCCAUCGUUUCCUCCAUUCUUCACAACUAUUACUUCUCCAUCAUUUAGCAUUUUAUAUCUAUUAUCAAUUUUAAUACCAUUCAUCCUUCUAAUCAUUGACCAUACCUUAGAAAUUUCUGACUUCCUCCCCACUGAAUUAUAAAAAACUGUCCCAUAAUCUCUCUUUGCAUUUUUAACGGGUCUUCUUACAUUAGCUUGUAAUUUCUUAUGUGCAAUCAGAUUAUCAGAGAUAUGAUUUCUUUUUAAUAACUUAAUAGCUUUAUUCAGGUUCCUAAUUGCUUUACAACAUUCUUUUGUACACCAGGAUACAAUCUUCUUUCCCCUUUUCCUAAUUUCUUCUUCAUAGCUCGACUAGCUGCUUCCAGUAUAGCAUUUCAUACAAAAAAAUUUAAAUCAUCACUUUUAUCAGUUAUAUCCAGUUUUUGCAUUUUUCCGUUACUAAUACACCGAAAGGUUUCCCAACCUGUAGCUAAAACACCAUUUCUGCACACCUGUUAUAUUAUACCUCUCUACAUUUAGCUUUCAGUCAAUAUAGGAUCACCUUCUAUGGUGGUUUCCUUAAUUACUUUCCAUGAACAACCACCUGCUAGCGAACCUGAAACUAAAGUGAAAUUGAUUAUUCUCUCAGUAUUAUCCCUAAAACUGAUUCUGGUACCACUCCCAUCAUUCAUUGUAAAAAUUGAUACUUGGAAGCUUCAAUUUUUUGUCCUGAUUUCAUUGAUAUUAUAUUCUAACUCUCUUUCUUUACCUAAAACUAUAUUGAAUUCCCUGUUUUAUGAAUGUUAUACACCCUCCUCAAGAGCCUCUCUCUCUGUCUCUCCUGAUGCUCUCAUGUCCUUUAUGACAAAAUCAAGGUUUGAUUUAAGCCAAGUUUCCUGAAUGCAUAUAAUAUCUGAAUCUUCUCUGAAUUCUUUUAUAAAUAAUUUAAACUCUUGUCCAUUUGCAAUUAAACUUCAGGCAUUCCACUGUAAGAUGAUCAGUUUAUCCUCUCUCCCUGUCCCCCUGCCUUCCCUUCUGCCGCCAGUCUGUUAUUUAAAUGCACCCAGGAUACUUCCUUUAGGCCAAAAAGCUCUUUGCUCCUUUCACAAUUUUUCUUUUCCUCUUUGUUUGUGCGUGAAGCACAAUCCGUACAAUUUAUCAAGUAGCCUAUGCAAUGAACAGUAUAAUCUUCCCAACAGUAAAUCCAGUGUCUGUUGCUGUUUGCCUUGGUUGAAAUCUCCUGAACAUUUUCCUUUUUCAUCUUUUGCCUUCCACGCUUUCUAGUGUCUGCAUGACACUAUUGACGGCUGAGACUUGCUCGAUUUCCGCUGCUUUUCUCCGGACCUCACUUCCCCUCCUUGUGGUAGGCAGCACAGGGUGACCUUUUUAAAUCUCCAUCGUCCUCUACCUGGGACGUCACUGCGGUCCAGUCACAAAACUAGUUUUAUUCCAACCGCCAAUGUUUGCGUUUUCCUCCGUCCGCCAACCGACGCAUGCGCACACGUCAUAUCUUUAAUGAAAUGCUUUUAUUUCGAAGGUAAAGCUACUCCACUUCCGUUAUGUCAACGUCACGUUCUUCUCUGUUUACGUAUGAAUCAUCUUUCCCAAGAUGGCGGUGGACCUGUUUCUCAGGCGAUGAUCCCUCUUAGUUUUGCGCAUUUAAAAAUAAUAAUAAUAACUGCUAAAAAUACGUUAGCAAACUGACGUCUGCGAGGGAAACCCUAGAGUGACCUGCACCGUCCAGAAUGUCCACUGAGGAGCUGUCAGCUUCGGAUAGCGAGGCUUUUUUCGCCGGCGCCGGGGAGCGAUGGGCACCGGUGGGCGCCGUGGCCAACCCCGAGGAGGAGAGCAGUAGUCAGCCGAGGCAGAGAAGCUCGUCGUCGGCCACCGAGGAGGAGAUGGCCUCCCGGCUGAUGAAGCUGGAAGAGGAGCAGGAUUCGUUGAAUUCGUCUCUUUUAGCCCUCACAUCGCACUUCGCUCAGGUUCAGUUCCGACUGAAGCAGAUAGUCCAUGCCCAGAGCGAGGAGAAGGAGAGGAUGCUCGCCGAGCUGGAGGAGUUCGCCUUCAGGGGCUGCCCGCAUGUGCUGGGCUGCAGGGCUCAGGAUGCCAAACAUCUGGAGAACUCGAGUGAGAGGGAGAAGAGGGAGCGCCUGGAAGCUCAGAGGGAAAAACAAAAGGAUCUGAUUUUCCAGCUGAAGACACAACUGGAUGAUCUGGAACGCUUCGCCUACCAGGAGGGCAGCUACGACUCUCUGCCGCAGUCUGUCGUCAUGGAGAGACAGAAGGUCAUCAUUGAUGAGUUGAUAAAAAAGUUGGAUGUGAAUUUGAAUGAGGACAUCGGUAACUUGUCCCCAGAGGAGCUGAGACAGCGGGUGGACGCUGCCAUCGCUCAGAUAGUGAACCCGGCCAGAGUCAAAGAGCAGCUGGUGGAGCAGCUAAAGACACAGAUCAGGGACCUGGAGAUGUUUAUCAACUUCAUCCAGGAUGAGGUAGGGAACCCUUUGUUGUCAGAUGGUGGGCGGAGUCAGCAGCCAAAGGCAGAAGGAACUAACGCCAGAUCUGCAGGAAUGAAAAAGAAAGUGGAUCCAGUGCAGGCCCAGAGGAUGCGGGACACGGGCCUGCAGCUCAUCCAGAAGGCUCUCGCUGUGCUACAGAUCUUUGCUGCCAGUCAGUUCGGCUGCUCGGCUGGCCAUGUCCCUCAGAAUAUGUGGCCCCAGGACUCAUCUAGUCGGGACUACGGGCCUUUGCUGCAGUGCCUGGAAGCAGCCGUGGAGAAGGUGCGAGUGCUUGGCUCGCGCCAACAUCCCUCCGUGGAACAUGUGGUCAGCUACAGCAGCAUGUCCACGCUCGGGGCUCGAGACGAGCUGACGACAGCUGUGAGGAAGGAGCUGGCAAUCGCUCUGAAAGACUUGUUGGCUCAUGGCCUGUUUUCCCCUUCGCAGACCAUGAGCCUGGUACUGGCCCCCAUUUCCUGCAUUCUGCCUUACAGACCAGCCCCACAAACAAUGCACCCCUGGGAACUCUUUGUGAAGUUUUACGAAUCCAAAAACGGGAAAGCCUUUGUGGAAUCACCAGCCCGAAAGCUCUCCCAGUCCUUCAGUUUGAACGUUGGUGGUGGCCCAGGGACAGUGACCCCGAAGCACUCACUGCUGUGGGCCAUCCACACGGUGCUGAAGGAGCACGGACGCUACAAGAGGGGGCCGGACAUUGAGUUCAAAGCUCUGGUGUGCAUGGCUCUCAACGAGCAGCGGCUUGUGUCGUGGCUCAACCUGCUGUGUAAAUCUGUCAGUCUGAUACAUCCGCAUUAUCAGUCCUGGAGCUACAUGGCCCAGACGGGCUUCGAGGGAGCCUUACGCAUUCUGGGCCGCAUCAGCCACCUCAGGUUCAACCUGCCGGUGGACCUGGCUGUGCGGCAGCUCAACAACAUAAAAGAUGCUUUCUGAUGAGCCUCAUAAUUAAAGCAUUUUAUCAAUUUGUGUUCAGGACCAAAAGCAUGAAUCUGUUGGCAUUCUUUAACCCUUUAAAGGUUGUUUACGUGUGAUGUCAGCAGUGUGUGCAUGGAUGUGGUGUUAAUAUGCAUAUCCCACUAAGAUGACAGCGCUGCUUGUACUGUAAACAUGCCUUAGAGCUGAAACUGCGAUUACCUCACCUUUAGUAAGUCUUCUCGUAAGAUCUUUGACCUGUGCUCAGCAGCAUGCAUCUUCCUCUGCUCUACCUGAUAGUGCCCUAAACCUAUGCAGCAAACAUUAUGAGGGAAAGUAGUGAUGGAUAAUUAAAACUGAACAGAAACAUUCAUGGGAAGUUCUUGUUUAUAGCUUAAAUUGUGUUGGAUGCUGUUACCCAAGCAGGAAACCUUUGUGGAGCACACUGCAUCAAAAUAAAAGCUCUCUGUCCGUGUCAAACAAAAACUGUCCGUGCUGUGUGACGUUCCUAUAAACAGGAAGCUUUUUCCUGAAUGUGUUCUUGUGUUUCAGUUUUGAGUGUUUUCAACUUGACUGAGCUGCUGUAUGAGAUAUGAGUAAAACUCAUAAAUGGGAAUACGUUUUAUUCCAGAUUUUCUUUUAUCUUCCAUUAACAGCGAAUCAUAUCUGUAAAAACCUGAAUGUAUGAACCAUAGAUGCUAUUUAACUGAGGUUAGUUUAUAUUUGUUGUUUAUUUUGUUUAUAACAUUAAAUCCUGUGUUUGUGUGAUGUGUAUGUAUCAAACAUUCAGUUGUAUUCUCAUUGUGGAGCACUUUUUCCACCUUCAGUUGUGUUUUGGGUAUAUUUACUACACACUAUCCUACAUUUUCUUUUUCCUGUUUUUGUUUUUUUGUUUAGAUGCUUGUUUAUUAGAUAAACCACUUUAAACACUUAAAGUUGCAGCUGUGCUGUAACUAGCAUUUCAGUCCUGGAGCAUCACAUGGGAUUUAAAUUUAAAAUAAUUUAUGCUAUAUUUAAUUAAUCAAAGAUUAUAUAUCGGAAGAUAUUAAAUUUGUUUUGGUUUUAUUAGAUUUAAUGUAAACCUGCAGUAAAAUAAACCAAGUAUAGUAAAUGAAA
This is a messenger RNA of Girardinichthys multiradiatus, 5203 nucleotides long. RefSeq names its product RUN domain-containing protein 1-like. The record is from RefSeq and is a predicted model, not a curated record. NCBI's taxonomy places the organism in Eukaryota, Metazoa, Chordata, Actinopteri, Cyprinodontiformes, Goodeidae. The transcript has 5 exons. Bases 2411 to 4108 code for a protein of 565 amino acids.